AUGUCGGACGAAAGCCCCGAGCUUCAAUCCGCAUUGCGGACCCUGGACCGCGAACUAGAGGAGGGCGAUAUCACCGAGAAAGGAUACCAAAAGCGACGUACCGUCCUGCUUUCCCAGUUCCUCGGUCCAAAUAAACCUCUUGACCUCAAUGCCCACGCGACCUCAAGCCAUGCCGACUCAUUAAGCGGUUCUCACAUUGCCCCUCCCGCGAUUCUGAAUGUUCGGCCACCCACUGCCGACUCGUCACAUCCAACCAUUUCGUCUCCUACGUAUGCUGCUGCGUACGAUGGUAGUGGAGGGUACGGGUACGACCAUGGUGCCAACACGGACAUGCAGGACCCCUCCCCGGCACCCACCGGAGGGUCUCACGACAGAGAUAGCACCGGAAUGCUGCAGACAUUCGAUCGAGCGCCAUCCGCAUCGUCGUACGAUUCGCUUUUCCUUCCCAGGCCGGGACCUGGGGGAUCCCAAGGACCGGAUGGCUCUAGGACGGCCACUCUCAUGAGUCAGAACUACGCCUUCAACCCUGAAACGCAAACAGAGUAUGCGCAGCCUGAAUAUGCUCAGCCGGAGUAUUCCCAGCAAGAAUAUGCCCAGCCAGAGUACGCCCAACCCGAAUAUUCCCAAGCGGAAUAUGGCCAACCCGAAUACGCGCAUGAUGAUAUGGGAGCCUACGACCCUGCAUCUGGUGGUGUCACACGGCAGUCAACAAUGCUUGACUCGCAGCAAGGAUACUUCUCAGAUUUUGCUGGUCAGCAGCAUGAUGAUUACAGAGAUAGCUAUGGUGGUGGUGGAUUUCACCGUUACUCUCAAUCCGGCGAAGCAUUUUCUCCAACAGCAAACAUGGCGCCGCCUUUCAUUCCGGCCUCAGAGCUGGCGCAGCACGGCCCUGCUAUUCAACAUUUACUUCCUCUCGAACCCCGAGACAUCCCGUUUGCCGUGAAUGACCCGCAUGAAAAGAAUACCCCCAUGUCAUCUUUCGACAAUCUUCCGGCCGUUCUCCGACAUCGUGCACGAGCCCAUCCGAAGCAACCGGCAUACUGGGUAUUGGAUCAGAAGGGCAAGGAGAUUGCAUCUAUAACGUGGGACAAGUUGGCUAGCCGCGCGGAGAAAGUUGCCCAGGUUAUCCGCGACAAGAGCAAUCUGUAUCGUGGAGAUCGUGUUGCCUUGAUCUAUCGUGAGACUGAAAUCAUCGAAUUCGCCGUGGCUCUCUUGGGCUGUUUCAUUGCUGGAGUGGUUGCCGUGCCUAUUAACAGCCUCGAUGACUAUCAAAGUUUGAACCUAGUACUCACCUCAACCCAAGCCCACCUUGCAUUGACGACGGAAAACAAUUUGAAGGGUUUCCAGCGUGACAUCACUGCCCAAAAGCUCAACUGGCCGCGUGGCGUUGAAUGGUGGAAAACAAAUGAGUUUGGAAGCUUUCAUCCCAAGAAGAAAGAUGACUCCCCUCCCUUGUUGUUCCCGACUUGGCAUAUAUCGAGUUUGCUCGAGCUCCGACAGGAGAUAUGCGUGGCGUGGUGA
This is a messenger RNA of Penicillium cosmopolitanum, 1521 nucleotides long. RefSeq lists its product as uncharacterized. NCBI's taxonomy places the organism in Eukaryota, Fungi, Ascomycota, Eurotiomycetes, Eurotiales, Aspergillaceae. The transcript has 3 exons. The coding region runs from base 1 to 1521 and encodes 506 amino acids. The record is from RefSeq and is a predicted model, not a curated record. Gene Ontology annotation, cellular component: cytosol.